AUGGCUCCCAAGAAGGGGAAGAAGGACAAGGAGCAGAAGGAUGCGGCUGCAGUCGCCCCUGCCAGUGUCAACUUGUCGCCCGCCAUGGCAGAGUUGCUGAACAAGAAGAUUCGAGAAUUCGAGAAAAGCUCAGCCGAGGAGAACGAGAAGUCUCAGAAGGCGCAGAAGGGCAAAGCCCGAACCGCCGCCAAGAACAAGCUCAAAGAGGUGAAGCAGAUUGCCACUGGCACUGCCCCGGAUGCGGAAAAGAUACAGCAGCUGAUCCAGCGUCUGGAGGCGGAAGAUGAGGAGGCGAUGAGCCUUGGCCAGGAUGUGGAAACCCGGACGAAGGAGCUGACGGACGUCGAGGACAAAGCAGACAGUGCACAGGCAGAGCUGUCAAAGUGCCUCGCCACGAAGUCAAAGCUGGAAUCGCUACUUCGUCAACUCCAACAGCAGACGAACACCCUCAACGAGGAAAGGAGGAAGCUCACAGAUGCGGAGAGGCAGCGGCGUCAGGAUUUGGCGGAUGAGUUCCAACAGACCAUCGCUGAUGUCAAGAAGAAGAUGGAUCAGCAGGCAAGCGAGCGAAGUCGGCUUGCUUUGGAAAACGAGGUCCUCCGAACAAAGUUCAAGGAGUUCUUCGAGAAGUAUGACCUGCGAGAGAAGGAUUUGGCCGAGCAACAGAAGACUCGCGAGGUAGAAGUGAAAGCCUUCGAGCAGAG
This is a messenger RNA of Symbiodinium sp. CCMP2592, 704 nucleotides long. NCBI's taxonomy places the organism in Eukaryota, Dinophyceae, Suessiales, Symbiodiniaceae. The record is from the annotation of a GenBank genome assembly.